Molecule: messenger RNA, 369 nt
Organism: Aspergillus brunneoviolaceus CBS 621.78
Lineage: Eukaryota; Fungi; Ascomycota; Eurotiomycetes; Eurotiales; Aspergillaceae
Product: putative vacuolar transporter chaperon Vtc1
Exons: 2
Coding region: 1-369 (122 amino acids)
Cellular component (GO): fungal-type vacuole membrane; vacuolar transporter chaperone complex
Source: RefSeq, a predicted model, not a curated record
AUGUCGAGUCAGCCCCUCCUUCAAACCGCUCCUGGCAAGCGCAUUGCCCUGCCCACUCGUGUCGAGCCUAAGGUGUUCUUCGCCAACGAGCGUACCUUCCUCUCCUGGCUCAACUUCACCGUCAUCCUCGGCGGUUUAGCCGUCGGUCUCUUGAACUUCGGUGACCGCAUCGGCCGCAUCUCCGCAGGCCUGUUCACCGUCAUCGCCAUGGCUGCCAUGAUCUAUGCCCUGGUGACCUUCCACUGGCGGGCGCAGAGUAUACGUAAACGCGGCCAGAGUGGCAUCGACGAUCGGUUCGGACCGACCGUGCUGGCGCUGGCGCUUCUGGCCGCUGUGGUUGUGAACUUCAUUCUGCGCAUGACGGAAUAA